Messenger RNA from Manihot esculenta (cassava), 2307 nucleotides. Its product is annotated as probable beta-1,4-xylosyltransferase IRX9H. Bases 332 to 1576 code for a protein of 414 amino acids. Gene Ontology annotation, cellular component: Golgi membrane. The transcript is spliced from 4 exons. The record is from RefSeq and is a predicted model, not a curated record. Gene Ontology annotation, molecular function: xylosyltransferase activity; galactosylgalactosylxylosylprotein 3-beta-glucuronosyltransferase activity. Gene Ontology annotation, biological process: glucuronoxylan biosynthetic process; plant-type secondary cell wall biogenesis. NCBI's taxonomy places the organism in Eukaryota, Viridiplantae, Streptophyta, Magnoliopsida, Malpighiales, Euphorbiaceae.
CCUGGCGCGUAUAACGCACCCAAGUACGCUUACGCUUUUCUUUCUCCGCGGUAAAUUCACCCAAACACCGAAAACUCAAAACUGAAACUUUAUACAGAUCUUAAGCAUUCCGUUUUCUUCCUUUUUCAGAUUCAAAAACCUCUAAUUUCCUGAAGAUUCCCAGAAAAUCCAGUCUCCAAGUCUCUCUGUGAUUCGUAUGAAAUCCAUUUUCUCUUUACUGGAUUUGCAACCCGAAUUCCUCCAUAGAUUCUUCCCUAGUUUAGGGUUUCUUUCAAUUCGAUGACUCUUCAAUCGUCUUCUAAUUGGAUCAUGUAAUUACCCGAUCCAUCAAAUGGCGUCUAUUCGUCGAACGCUGUCACCGGCGUAUCAGGAUCGCACAUACCAAAACGGCAUCGCUUCCACCAACUCUCCGCUGUCAGUCGCUUCUCCGUCUCACAAGUUUUUUACCAGCAACGGCACUAAGUAUUCCUCCCCAUUACCUGCCUCCUUCUUCAGCUUCAACGCCGUCCCUUUCCGACGGUUCCUGGCUUCCGCUUUCCUUCAGAAACGGAAAGGAUUUCGCAGAUCUUUCUACAGAUGCUUGAUUUUCUUCGUAGUUGGAUUCUUUUUAGGUAUAUUCCUGUUUGGUCAUGUGGAAAAUGAUGUCCAGAAUCAUGAUUUUUCUUUCGAGAUCAAGCCGCCGCAUGUCAAUGCUCAAUUGGACGACGGCGAUAAUCGCAGUAUUAAGCAUGAUGUUUUUGCGCUAAAUACUGUGAGUUUGGGGGUUGAUACGCAACUGAACUACGUUUCCAGAUUUGAUUUUGUUCCGAGGAAGCUAUUAAUCGUGAUUACGCCAACGUAUAAUCGUGCAUUACAGGCCUACUUUUUGAAUAGAUUAGGGCAGGUGCUUAGGCUAGUGCAGCCUCCGUUGUUGUGGAUUGUGGUGGAAACGAAGGCGGCUACUAUGGAGACGGCAGACAUUCUGAGAAAAACCGGUGUAAUGUAUAGGCAUGUGGUGUGCGAGAGGAAUUCCACGUCUGAGAAAGACAGAGGUGUACACCAGAGGAAUGCGGCUUUGGAGCACAUAGAGAGGCAUAAGCUUGAUGGGAUUGUUUACUUCGCUGAUGAUGAUAACGUGUAUUCGUUUGAGCUGUUCGAAAGCCUGAGAGAAAUCAGCCGAUUUGGUACUUGGCCUGUUGCAAUGCUUGCACAAAGUAAAAACAAAGCAAUUUUGGAAGGUCCUGUAUGCAAUGGAAGUCAGGUAAUUGGAUGGCACACCAAUGAAAAAAGUAGAAGACUCCGAAGGUUUCAUGUUGAUAUGUCAGGAUUUGCCUUCAACAGCUCUAUCUUAUGGGACCCAAAGAGAUGGCAGCGCCGCUCUUCGCAUCCUAUUCGACAGCUAGACACAGUGAAGGAGGGUUUCCAAGAGACCACAUUCAUAGAGCAAGUGGUAGAAGAUGAAAGUCAAAUGGAAGGUGUUCCUCCUGGGUGCUCAAGGAUACUGAAUUGGCAUCUUCAUUUGGAUGCUCAUGGUCUUGCUUAUCCCCGAGGUUGGAUGUUUCAGAAGAACCUUGACAUCGUUCUCCCCAUCAAAUGAUGACAUUGCAAUUUUGAUGUUGUGGGUUGUGGCAUUGUUUCAUGUGGAUGGCUGUUCAUUUCCAAGCAUAUUGUUGAUCCAUUUGCUUCUUUCAGCACCAAGCAAGCAUCAAAAAGAUGCCUGGCAGCGUUUGACAAAGAAACAAAGAUUUUUUUUCCACCCUUCUUUCUUUGUGAAAUUUUCUUAGCACGAUAUUCUUUUUCAGAAAUGAAGUCCUGUUUUUGUUGUAGAUUUAUGGUGGGCACUUUGGUUGGGGAGAUUUAACUGCUCAGUUUUUGGAAAUUUCUUAACCCCCCAAAAAGUGGAAGGUGUUUGUACUGUGUGGGAGGAUACUUGUCUGAAUCUAUUCUUUGUAUGUGAUAGGUUGUCCAUGAGAAUCGAGAAAAGAGCAACUCGUUUAAAAAUCUCCUUGAAAAUUUUUUUGCACUUUUAAUCUCACUACUUCCCCAUGGUCGUCUGAUUGUGUUGGUCGAGUGUUUGACCGAAACAUUGGUCAGUGGUUAUGUUGAGUCUACACCUUGAUUGUGAAAGGCUAAUGUCAAUGGAAGUGUGUGUUGGGGGCUGUUGGCUUCAAUGAUAAUUAAUUGAUAUACAGUUUUAACUAGCAACGGAAAGCUGAACUACCAGUGUUAUUUUUUCGUUUUUAUAUUGUCGGCAUCACUCUCUCUCACCUACUGUGCUAUUUCAAUUUCCAAUUUAACCUAUUAUACGCCUCUCUUUGAUCUUACUAC